UGUGCACAUUCGCUUAAAAACCUCUGGAUAAUGAACUAACCAGACAUGUUCGAAAAAAGUAACCAGACAUGUUAGAAAAUAGUAACCAGACAUGUUAGAAAUUGCUGGUCUUCAUGCAAACCCAUCAGCGUCCUUCCCUCCAUCUAACCACCAUUUCCAAACCCUAAGAACACAACACCAUAUCAUACACUUGCUUCAAUCAUGCACAACCCACAACCAACUCAAACAAAUCCAUGCCCAAACCCUGAAAUCCCAACUCCAAGCCCACAAUCCCAUCGCCAGGAAACUCAUCGAAUUAUACACCACAUUCGAGAACCCCCACUAUGCAUAUACAACCCUAACCCAAGUCCAAAAUCCUAAUGCCUCUGUCUACAACGCUCUCAUCAAAGCACACACAAGCCAUGGCGCACAUCUCCUGGCCCUCAUACUAUACACACAUAUGCUCUCUCAUGGUACACAACCUGACCCUUUCUCAUUUCCCAUAGUCCUCAAGGCCUGUGCAAACCUUGAAGCACGAGAAUUGGGCCAACAAAUACACGCUCAAACCCUAAAAUUUUGUGUAAUUGUAGACCCAUUUGUGUCCAACUCUUUGAUUCUCAUGUAUUCAAAAUUUGGUCUCCGGGACUGCGCACGCAAAGUGUUCGAUGAAGUGCCCACAAGAAACGUGGUCAUGUGGACUACGAUGAUCGAUGUGUACACCAGAGCUGGUCUCAUGGAUGAGGCAGCCGAGUUUUUCGAGAAAAUGCCGGAGAGAAAUGUCUUUACGUGGACGGCCAUGAUUUCGGGUCAUUUACGAAAUGGAUCCCCAAUGCUUGCCUUGGGGAUUUUUAGGGCAAUGCAAGCUUGUGGGGUCCACCCUGAUGAGGUGGCAGUCUUGGGUGCGAUCUCCGCUUGUGCGAGGCUUGGUGGUCUUGGGAUCGGAAAAUGGGCCCAUGUGUAUGUGAAGGCCCAUGGACUUGACAUAAACAAGGUCUCUUUGGCUAAUGGGCUCAUGGAUAUGUAUGUAAAAUGUGGGUCUUUAGCAGAUGCUCUUGAAGUUUUCAAUGAGAUGCCAAAGAGAAGUGUGGUCUCUUAUAACACUAUGGUAUGUGGUCUGGCCAUGCAUGGAAAGGGAAAGGAGGCCAUAGAGUUAUUUGAGAACAUGCAAAAGGAUGGUUUUAAACCAAAUGAAGUGACUUUAGCUGGGGUUUUAAGUGCUUGUGCUCAUAGUGGAUUAGUAGAUGAAGGUCUCAAUAUUUUCAGAUCAAUUGAGGAGAAGUAUGGUUUUUGCCCUAAUAUUAGACACUAUGGUUGCAUGGUGGACUUGUUGGGGAGAGCUGGUCAGCUCAAAGAGUCCCAUAACCUUAUAAAGAGCAUGCCCUUUGAGCCUAAUGAAGUUAUAUGGGGGGCUUUACUGUCAGCUUCUAAAAUGCAUGGGAACCUUGAGCUCGCAGAGUAUGCAUUAGUAAGGGUUAUUGAAUUGGGACCGGAGGGUGCGGGAUAUUAUGCGUUGUUGUCGAAUGCUUAUGCGGGUCUAGGGAGGUGGCAUGAUUCCGGUAGGGUGAGAGCCAUUAUGAAGGCUAAUGGUGUCAGUAAAACUCCUGGAAGGAGUUGGAUUGAGGCGAAUAAUAACGUUCAUGAGUUUGUUUCGGGGGAUAAAUCGCAUCCACAGAGUAAGGAGAUCCAUGAAAUGUUGGAUUUGUUAGAUGACUCUUUGAGGUUGGAGGGAUAUGUGCCUGGGUUCUUUGGCACUGGCGAUUAUGGGUAGCAAUUAAACAUGUAUGGAAUGCAAAUGGGUUUAGGCCUACUGGAUCAGUUACAUGGCUAAUGUUUGAAGCCUAGCGUACUCACACGACAUUCCAAGUUCUUUGCUGGUGAGAAAACUAAUUAUUUUGGAUUAAUUCAAAAGUGUGCACUUGGGCUUCGACGCACUAGGAUCCCGACACUCGAGCUUAGAUGCACUGGGGUCCCAAUCCCGAGUUAAUAAAGACUAGUGGCCAUCUGUCGAUUUUAUGAUUGAACAACACCUCCAUCACCCUAGGCACAGGAGAAUAAACCGAUUUUCUGAAGACUGCUACAAGCUUCCUCAUGGUCCCAAUCCGGGUCAACCCCAGAGAUUCCUGGGUCAACCCAAUUAGUUGUUAACGGUUGUGCUAGAACGUGUAAGAAUAGAAAUUAGAAAGGUAUAUUCGAGUUCUGAGAGUCCAA
This is a messenger RNA of Amborella trichopoda, 2187 nucleotides long. Lineage: Eukaryota; Viridiplantae; Streptophyta; Magnoliopsida; Amborellales; Amborellaceae. The record is from RefSeq and is a predicted model, not a curated record.